Molecule: messenger RNA, 1821 nt
Organism: Sitodiplosis mosellana (orange wheat blossom midge)
Lineage: Eukaryota; Metazoa; Arthropoda; Insecta; Diptera; Cecidomyiidae
Product: myosin heavy chain, clone 203-like
Exons: 9
Coding region: 1-1821 (606 amino acids)
Cellular component (GO): nucleus
Molecular function (GO): RNA binding
Source: RefSeq, a predicted model, not a curated record
AUGAAGCAGCUUCAAGUGCGCGGUCGUUUGAGUGGUUCUGUCAUUGUAACUCUAACUUCUAUACAACUCGGAAAUUAUUUGUCUCGUUUGUACGUUUCAGUUAUUAUCUGUACCAAAAUCGAAGUAAAUUCAGAGCAUUUUCGAAGAUUCCAGAUGUCGAUCAUGGAAUCGGAGUCGUGUGCAGUGGUGAUGCCCAGUCGUACACUCAUGUUGACUGGUGUGCCGGCCGAAUUGAACAACAGUAACGAAUUGCACAAAUACUUCAGUAAAUUUGGUCCACUUUUGUGGGUCAAUGAGAGAUACGAUUCGGAUAUGGACGUUGCUGUCAUCACAUUUUUCUCAAUCGCUGAUGCCAUUGCCGCAUUUAUGAGCAGUGAACCCGUUUUGGAUAUCCAUUCUAUACAAAAGACUUGGUUUGAAUACACGAAAAAAUGCGAUGUGUGCCCGUACAAAUACUCAUCGGAAGAGUCAAUCAAACAACAUAUGGAGCUGCAGCAUCCAUCAGAUGGAAAAUUCUGUUCCGACUACGACCAAUUUGCGGCUGGAAAAAGUUACGAAUUGUCGAAUUCCAAGCAACACAAUGGUGACGGGCGAAAUGGAAAUGAGUACGCUGGGUCAACUCGCAGUGAAAUAAACCGACAGUUCGAAAGUGACUAUGAACAUACGAAAAUCUCAACGAAGCAAGAUCUAUUUCGGAAGGACCAUCAACGGACAAGCAACGAAAUGACAUCCCUCAAGCGGAAAAAUAACCACUUGAACGAUGCAUUGAGCUGGACAAUAAAGCAGCGUGACCUCGAACGAUCGGAACUUGGUAGCCUCAGCAAACAACUGGAGUGCAUUCAAAUUGAAAAAGAAAGCGUCGAAGAAUUUCUCCCAGAGAAAUGUAAACAGCUAGGGGAAAAUGAGGUGAUGCUGGAACAGAUCUCAUCAAACUACGAAAUAGUUAAAAGAGACAAGCGAUACGUUGACAACGAAUAUUCAACGCUCAAGCUGAAAAAUGAAGACUUGAGCGGCUCUCUCAAUCGUGCAUUGGAACAACGGAACUUGGCACAAUCCGAAGCUCUCACUCUAAAUACGCAAUUGGAGGCUAUGAUUAAUGAAAAAAAUAGUGUGGAAGAGAUGCUUCGAGCAAAAUGCAACCAACUCGAAGAGCACGAAAUUGAGCUUGCCCGGCUAACCAUGAGCAAUGAUCUGUUGCGAAGUGAAAAAGAACAGCUGGACAAUGAAUUGAACGCCAUGAAAGAUUUGGUGAAUGAAAAGGAACGUAUGGAUUGUGAGAUUUCGUCUCUUAAAUUGAAAAUUGAAGAUCUAAACGCUGAAUUGCGUCAAAUAAAAAUGGAACGUGACUCAGUGGAGUCGGAACAAUUGAAAUUGUUGGUGGCCGAAAACAAGAAACUUGUGCAUGACUUCAAAGAUGAAUGCAAGCGAUUGGAAGAAAAAGACCAGGACUUCAAGUGUGUUUCGAUGAAAUAUGACUUAUUGCUGAAGGAAAAAGACCGACUGGUUGCCAAAUUGAAUGGUAAAAAAGAGCUGCAGGAGAACAAAAAGCGUUUGGCCAACGAAAUUGCGUUGCUCAAGCAAGAAAAUCAACAAUUGAAGGACUCAUUGCACCAAAUGGAAAAAGAGAAAAGUGAAAAAGAGUCGAAAAUUGACACGUUUGCCGAAAAAUUCUCCCUUUGCAAGCGGGAAUACAAAGAUUUGCAAGAUGAAAAGAACAAAGUUGUCGACACGUUAAAAGAUGAGUGCAAGAGACUGGGCGAAAAAGAUCUGGACUUUAAGCGUAUUUCUGCGAACCAUGCGCUAUCAGAAUAUUCCAGCUGA